ACCUAGCUUACCGAGUCUCUUUCAUGCCGCCUCACAAUGCCUCGCAGAGGUUCAGUCAGAAGAGGCGAGCGUACAUUAUGCGAUGCUCUACUUUCGGACGAGGCCACUGCCUGCACUGCGGUCGCCAUGCAUCGAUCAUCACGCUGCCCCGAACAUGAGAGGGAGUUCAAAGCAGUCCUACGGGAAUACAAAUCCAACGGCGAGAUCGUCAAGUCACUACAAUCGCUUGCAAUCUUGACCGCGAAGGAGAUUCAUGCCUUGAAUUCUUUUUGCGAGGUGUCUGAAGCUAUUGGACGCAUAGAGCAGUACAUUCAAGCCUUAACUCAUGAGAUAGAAGGGAGGAGGACCCACCAAAUUCGCUUCUUUCGAGUCGAGGACCAUGACGAGGGACAUAAUCUUCGAAUUCAGAAACAGGAAAACAAGAGAAGACACGCACAUACUAUUCGUGAGAAGCUAAUCCUGAGACAAACCUCGAUAAGCGACUCAAAGCGAAUUGCAAGCGAGGUUCAAUACGGAAAACAGGUAGAGAUCGUGCGCGAGAAACAGAAGGAAGAGAUCCGGAAGCAACGUGAGCGGGAGUGGAGAGAAUGGCAGCGGCAGCCGGCUAUGAACCAGACUCGAUACGAGGCUGAAUAUCGUAAAGAGCAGUUGAAACGCCAACAAUGUUCGUACCAGCGAGAAGAAGCACUCGCAAGAGAGGGUGCGAUCCGCCGCCAGUGGACUCCAAGCUAUGGCGAUGACCCCAAGCCAGAGCCAAACUCGGAACCCGAAGGCGAAACAUUGUCGUCUCGAUUGUUGCGAUAUGCGAUGACUGGAAUAAAGCUAUAUGCCGCAUACAAGGCGAUAUCUUGGGUACGCCGACUUUAGAAAUGAAGUGUACGCUACUUGUACGGGAUGCCUAUGAAGAACAGCGUUAUAGCACUCCCUCUCAUAUGACUUUGGGAAGUGCUUACCGUUCUGAAGCUGUAAAACAUGCAUCAUCAGUAACCAAACAGAAUAUUGUAAUAAAUUCACGUACACGC
Messenger RNA from Somion occarium, 1022 nucleotides. Lineage: Eukaryota; Fungi; Basidiomycota; Agaricomycetes; Polyporales; Cerrenaceae. The record is from the annotation of a GenBank genome assembly.